CCUUAUCUGUAAUUCCUAAAGACCUUAAUCGCCAAUUCGCCAUCGCCAUUCGCCUCAAUCGCCUGUGUUGUUCGAUAGAUCGAGAGCGUGAGAGCCAAGAGGAUUCGCCGUCUCGUUCGUCAGUCCCACCCUCCACUCUCGAGUCUCGCCCGCUGCCCAGCGCCGACUCGGCUACUCCCUCGCCUGAAAUUCUCAAUCGUCGAGUGCCUGAGACGCCCACUCCCUCAAUCCCAAUCGAAUCAGCUACGGGUACUCAUCUCGCCUCCCUCGUCUCCUUCUCUGUAAUCCCUAGUCUCCUUCUCUAUUAGGUUUCUUGUUGUCAAAUUGUAUUAUUCUUAGACUUUGUUUCCAAAUAACAUUUGAAACUUUUGAAUUUGGCUAAAGUCUUGGACCGAUGAACACCCCUAGCGUCAACCACUCAACCCUAUCUUAUUUUCUUCGCCUCACAGCCACAAAUCGCCGUCUCCCUCACCUCUCCCUCUCAUUUCCUGUCGUCGCCCUCUCUGCCAAAUCGCAAAUCGCCAUCUCCACAUGAAUCUCCGUCGCUUCUUUGCCCUCUUCACAGACUGAAUCGUCGUCUCCCUCACCACCGUGUCUCACUCAUCGCGCAAAUCACCAUGUCCAUCUUAGGUGCAAAUCAUCGUCUCCCUCUCCGUCGUUUGUCAUCCCCUGAAUCUCCACCUUCUCCGUCAUCAGUCAGUCCACUAUCGUCUCUCUCUCACCCUUCGGAUUCAAACAGUGGCACAACACGCAGGUAAUUUUCAACUUACUUAUCAAUAAACCACCAAUUUUUUUCAAGGUUGCUUCAUUUUAAAGGAUCCUAGAAUCUGGUUUUAUUUGUUUAUAUUUCGGCACUGCUAUGCUCUGGUUGUUUUUGUUUAUAUUGCUCCAACUUGUAUAUAUUGCUAUAGUCUGGUAAUGUAUAAUUGCUUUUGCUAUAUAUAUAUAUAUAUAUAUAUAUAUAUAUAUAUAUAUAUAUAUAUAUAUAUAUAUAUAUAUAUAUAUAUAUAUAUAUAUAUAUAUAUAUUGAAGCCCAGCCCAGCCAAAGCCCAAAACUCCCUAGCCUUUCCGUUCCACGGUAGAAAGCGGAAGUAGCCAAACGCCCAAACCCAAGCACGAACGGAAAUUGAAAAAGACGCUAGAAGGAAAUUGCCGAGAGAGAGAUUCCGUCGCCCGCCUGCACGCUCCACUGCUGCAGAGUCUAGCCGCUGCCCGCCAGACACCACCUCUCCAGAAACUCUCCCGCCUCGAGGUCCAAGAGUCCAUGUACAGAGACCAAUGGGGAAUUAGGGAUAAGACUUCUAAGUCCUUUUUUUCCUGUCUCGGCCCAUGCCGUUGAAGUCUCAGAACUGGCCCUGUCAGUCAUAUGAAGCAGCUAAUUAUAGACUAGAGCUCAGAGAGUUUGCGAUUGGCAAUGUUUUACGUCAACAUGUCGGAGGACUCCAUCAUCAGAAACUACCAAUAUUGGAUGUUUUGGGACCAUGUUGCGGAGAAGUACAACGUCAAGUGGCCCAAUGUUGCACCAUGCUUCGGAAACUUUGGGAGCGUGUGCAGAAGGUUGUCUAAGUAGUGGCAUUAGACCUGAUCAAAGUGCUCACAGAUUAUAGUUACAUGAUUGGGUAUUUAUAAGAUAUAAAUUAGGGUUAACAACUUGCUAAACAAGAAACAACUAAUGGGCCCUUUAAUUAAUAACUAAAACCGGCCCCCCAUAUUUCUUCUCUUUAACCGACCGGGCUUAAAGCCCAAAGCUCUAAAGCCUUCACCGAAUAACCCAACAAUCUCCCACUUGAAGGAUUUCGCAUAGACACAAAUGCCAUCCAAGUAAACCCAUCAUGAGUAACUCAGUAAUCUUCACUGUCAAGUCCUCCAAGCCUCCAGUUCCCAAGAACAAGCUAAGACUCCAGUUAUAUCCCCUAGUUGCAACCACCCCCUUCAUUAAUAACCUGAAAGGACAGUUGAAGCUC
Cuscuta campestris is the source of this 1964-nucleotide messenger RNA. Lineage: Eukaryota; Viridiplantae; Streptophyta; Magnoliopsida; Solanales; Convolvulaceae. The record is from the annotation of a GenBank genome assembly.